This is a messenger RNA of Cryptomeria japonica (Japanese cedar), 1532 nucleotides long. RefSeq names its product octanoyltransferase LIP2p, chloroplastic. Gene Ontology annotation, biological process: protein lipoylation. NCBI's taxonomy places the organism in Eukaryota, Viridiplantae, Streptophyta, Pinopsida, Cupressales, Cupressaceae. The coding region runs from base 274 to 1230 and encodes 318 amino acids. Gene Ontology annotation, molecular function: lipoyl(octanoyl) transferase activity. Gene Ontology annotation, cellular component: mitochondrion. The transcript has 5 exons. The record is from RefSeq and is a predicted model, not a curated record.
GAUUUUCGAUGCAAACUAAUUGUAAAGAAAACCUGCAUCGAAAACAUAAGUCUCCGCCUUAAAAGGCAGAGACUAAUAAAAAAACUGUGGUAUCUUCUUAGAUCUGAUAGUCUGGACUGACGAGAAGGUGGGAGGGAAUAGUUAUUGUUCAGAUAGGGCCAGUUCGACGUUCCAAUUGAAGCACCCGUAGCAGAUUGAGAUACAGAGCCCUACUAUUCUAAUGGGCGAGAGCGAGAUCGAUAGCCAGCAUCCGAGCAAAUCACCUACGGUUUAAUGGCGGCAAAUCCGACUCCUUCUUCCUCCACCUCUGCGUUAAUCAAAAGUAAUGGCUAUUAUGGUUCUAAGUCUUUUGAAUAUGGCUCAGUUAAACACACUCUGAUAAGAUGUUCACCAUCUAUCUAUUCAUGGAAGUGGAAAGCUAAACUUUGUGGAUUUGUGAGCUCUAAACAGCAAGUUUUUGCACAAGCAACAUACAAAUGUGAUUACUAUAAUCUAUCAACUGAACUAAUUCCAUAUAAAGAUGCUCUGUCCUGGCAAAAAUGCUUGGUGGAAGCUAAGCAAGCCUUGUUGAAAGAAGAUGAGGAUGUAUGUAGUUCUCUGGUGGUUCUUCAGCAUCCUCCAGUCUAUACUUUGGGCACUAGGAGCUCAGAGAAAUAUUUACACUUUGAUUUGCAGCAUUCUCCAAUUGAUAUAUUUCGGACCGAUCGUGGUGGUGAAGUAACAUAUCAUGGCCCUGGCCAGCUUGUGAUGUAUCCUAUUAUGAAUUUGCGCCAUUACAAAAUGGAUCUUCACUGGUAUCUCAGAGCUCUAGAAGAAGUGAUUAUAAGAGCUCUGUGGUCUGAAUUUUCUUUAAAGGGAUCGCGUAUUGAUGGGCUUACUGGAGUUUGGAUUGGAAAUCAAAAAGUGGCAGCUAUUGGUAUCCAUGUUUCUCGGUGGAUAACAUAUCAUGGUCUUGCAAUUAAUGUUACCACAGACCUUAAACCCUUUUCCAAAAUCAUUCCUUGUGGCAUAAGUGAUCGGGCAGUUGGCAGCUUAUUUGAGAUUUUAAAUUCAAGUCAAGAUGUAGCGAUUCCAAGGCUAAAAGGCAGCAGCCAAAAAUUAGAUGCAUCCACAUUAUUAGAUUUGACUCUAAAUUCAUUGCUUAAAGAAUUCUCAGAAGUUUUUCAGGUAGAUCUAAUUGAGAAAACAGCUCUUGAUGUUAGGAGCAUCUCGGAAUUUGCAAAUGCAUGAACCAUUCACUCAUUCUUUUGCUAUUUAGAGUAAUUCUAUACUUUUCACCUUAUAGCAAAGGGUUGUACCGAGAUGUAUUUGGAUGCUUCAAUUGUAUGUCGAGUGAGAAGAUAAUAAACCCUAAUAUUGAUCAAAAGCUGGAAUUCCGCCCACUGCAUGGAUUGGCACAUUUGUAUGAUGAGUUGGUCCAGUUGAAAUGCAUGCAUUCAUGUGCAUAUACUAUUUAAUAUCAUACAUUGGUGUAUGAGCAAAGACCUUUAUUUCUCAGCAAUAAGAGAAUCCAAAGAUUAUUUGAUGCUUUA